AUGGAUAGGAGCGCUGCCUCAGAAAAACUGCAUCCAAAGUCGGAAAGGAAGCAGUGUGGCUCUAAUAUCCUAGUGGCUCCGCCGUGCUUCCAUCCCAGUGGAAAUAUUGCUUCGAAUUUGUCAGAGAAGCAUUCAACCCAUUUCCCCAUCCACCCUGGUGGAAUAAUCAUUCCCUUGCAACCCACGCUAAAAAGGCAGAUUAAUGAAGUGGCCCACUAUUUUUCUUUUCCUUCAGCGAUGGGAUUGUCCCUGCACGCAAACGUAUCAAUUCACGGAUCAUUGCAAAGCUCACGGCUAGCGGGAGACGGUGGCGACUUACCCCUUCCACUAAUUACGGCGGCUUCGUGGAAUUCACUCUUUUUUGAAUUCAAAGAGCACGAUGGUGUCCCCAAGUUUCAAUCAGCGUGGAUGGAUCCUUCUCGACCUUCUGGCGUAGGGGUUUUGGGGCGACUGGAGUUUCGAAUUGAUUAUAACAUCGCGAGCUGGUAUGAGGCAUGGUUGAUGGCGACGCUUUCUCGUAAAGCUCCGGGGCCCGGGGACGUAGACGAAAGCUUGGAGGAAAUUCACAGGCGAUCGGAAACCGAUUCAUCGUCCUCAAGUGAAUUCUCUCAAUCUACAGCCCCCACUUCCUUGAACACUUCACCGGUGCAACUGGGUUUGAUCAAGAUAUCCAGCACGUUGGAUAGACUACAGCCAUCACUGACUCCACGCGAUGGGUCACCAAGGGCGAUCCGAAGCAGAAGCAUUCAUUUACUAUCGCAAGCAAGGCAAUACAGGAGCCAUCGUCCAGCCGAGUCGCAGUGGAUGAGCAAGAACAGCCUUCUAUCAGUUUGUAGCAACCGGAAUCCGAGCCAAGAUUUCGACCUAUUCAUCAGCCCUCCGACGUCUGAAACGCACUCCAUCUUGAUUGAAACGCCCAGCCGCAAGUCCGUUCCUAGGAUUGAAUAUCAAGACCACGAGAUGCCGAGCGAACAAACGACUCCUCCCAGCGGAACCUUCAUGGAUGAAAUAUCUUCUGAGGAUUCGGACUCCUUUUGCGGGGUAAUCGACAAGGUAGUCAAGAUGACACGCGAAAAUCAUUCAGUAGAUCUGGUUUCUAAUCCAAAUACCAGCAAUCAUAACUCCGAAUCUGAGACAGAUGAGCAGGGGAAGAGCGCUAUGGUGGAAACAGUAGCUUCAAAAGAAACUUCGAUUGAGUUGCAAAGCGCCCCCGUCUCCCCGACGAAGCUUGCAGUAGAGGCAUCUCCUGGGAAAACGGUCGAAAAGUGUGACAAGCGUUCUUCAGGAGUGAACAUAAUUUCUGACUGGAAGAAAUUUUUGUCCAACAUGAGCCCUCCGUCGUCCUCUAAUUCCGCGAUAGCCGAACGCGACCACAACGGCUACAAGCACUUGGGUAAUAGGCCACGUCGUAUACCACAACGACUAAAUUUAUGCCCAGUUAACGAGACCAGCGAUCGUCUACCUGUCAUAUCACCGCCAUCUAGUAUUUCUCCACCAGUUGCUCCAACUUUCAAAACCAGCAAAAUUCAAGAAAGCCUAGAUGCCGAGUUGAAGAAAACUCAGAAGAAGCACCGAAACUCAGAGGUUUAUACUGAAAACACCGGCGUCAGCGAUCCACGAUCUCCUAGAGCUUUUCUUAAUUCGUUACCACCACCGGCCAUCUGGAGUUUGGCAAGUCGGAACAAGAAACCCUGGGCACUAUCGAAAAUGGUUGACAAUAUUCGCUCCGAUUCAGUUAAGAAAAGGCCGAUUUAUCGAGAUGAUGCAAUGCGGAGCGGAUCAUAUUCUGCAAACGAUCUACUUAGCCACAAUAACUCUUUUGCUUCCCUUGAUCAGGCCGGUAAAAGUCCUGGUUCGUCUCGUCAUCCGGACCGGAAAGAAUCUCCUCUUCCGCGCCUUUCAUUCCCCAAAGGAACGAGUUAUUCUUCCGAUUCAAUCAGCAGACUGCCCGUUGUGGCUUCGGGUUCGAACGUCGGUGACCCGGGUGCUCGCCAAGAGGUGCUGGUGCGCGUUUUCAGUCAAUGCAAGAAAGGCAGUUCUGAAUCGAAAAGACUUUCGAAGAUGAUGAUGGACUUGGAUUCCGAUAAAGCUCAUCAUGGAGCUCGUGCGCCCUCUCAAUGGCCUCAAAAGGCCACCUGCUUCCAGAGUUUACUUCCUCUCUCACUCAGCAGAAACUCAUCCGUGUCAUCCCUCCAACCAGUCAUACACAAGGCUAAAAAAGUUGAUAUUACAAACAAUUCUACUUCCCGUCUAACAAUUCUAAAGCCGCCUGCUUGA
Puccinia triticina is the source of this 2277-nucleotide messenger RNA. RefSeq lists its product as uncharacterized. The record is from RefSeq and is a predicted model, not a curated record. Bases 1 to 2277 code for a protein of 758 amino acids. Lineage: Eukaryota; Fungi; Basidiomycota; Pucciniomycetes; Pucciniales; Pucciniaceae. The transcript has 4 exons.